Messenger RNA from Eimeria necatrix, 651 nucleotides. RefSeq lists its product as hypothetical. Gene Ontology annotation, biological process: protein folding. Gene Ontology annotation, molecular function: ATP binding; ATP-dependent protein folding chaperone. The transcript has 4 exons. The record is from RefSeq and is a predicted model, not a curated record. The annotation marks the transcript as partial. NCBI's taxonomy places the organism in Eukaryota, Apicomplexa, Conoidasida, Eucoccidiorida, Eimeriidae. Gene Ontology annotation, cellular component: chaperonin-containing T-complex.
GUGAAGCGCCGCAACAUGGAACGAGUCCCGCUUUGCUGCGGAGGCAGCGCAGUGAAUUCUGUGGAAGACUUGCGAGUGGAGGACUUGGGAUUUGCUGCUGAGGUGUACGAACAGUCCCUCGGAGAUGACAAAUUCACUUUUAUCGACGGAGUCCAAAACCCCAGAAGCUGCACCAUCCUCAUCAAGGGGCCCAACGACCACGCAGUGGCGCGCGUGAAAGAUGCAAUUAGAGACGGCCUGCGCGCCAUCAAAAACGUCAUCGACGACGGCGCUGUAAUUCCGGGCGCGGGGGCUUUUGAAGUGGCGGCUUACUGCAGACUUCAGGACUACAAGCGGGAGGUGAGCGGGAAGGCCAAGCUGGGAGUGGCAGCCUUUGCGGACGCGCUGCUGGUCAUUCCGAAGACUCUGGCGGAAAACAGCGGCUUGGAUGUUUACCAAGUCCUUUUGACUCUUCUGGACAAACACCAGACUUCGCAGCAGCUAGCUGGCUUGGAUUUGGACUCGGGCAAGCCCAACUCGCCCGCGCUCGAGGGCAUUUGGGACAACUACAAAGUGAAGAGACAAAUGCUUUCGCUGGCGCCCACGCUGGCGCAGCAGCUGCUGCUGGUGGACGAGGUGUUGAAGGCGGGCAAAUCUAUGACGAAAAACUAA